AUGGACCCCGAGGCAAUCAAGCGAGGCCAGGUUAUCAUACCGACGCCGAAAUGGUUCAUCGCGUUGCGCGCCUUGCAGAUCGUCCUCGGUAUUAUCCUCGUGGGCCUGACGGGAUGGUGGAUCCACGGCCUCUACUACGACGAGCUGGGUUUCGUCAUCGUGUGUGGCAUCUUCACCUGGAUCAUCGCGGCGUACGCGCUGCUGUCGGAGAAGGUGCCGGCGUGCCAGCGCGCGUACAACACGUGGGCGGUGCUCGCGCUGGACCUGCUCAUGGUCAUCUUCUGGCUCGCGGCCAUGGGCGCGACCGCGCAGCUGCGCAGCCGCUUCACCAUCCCCGUGAGCGCGACGUGCGUGAGCGACGGCAGCGCCAUCAACAGCGGCCGCUGCACCGUCUGGAAGCGCGCCGGCGUCGCCACCAACAGCGCCCUCGCCGUCCUCAGCGGCAUCGCCGGCCUCAGCGCCCUCGCCAUGCUCCUCUUCGUCCCCACCUUCGCCUACGUCUGCCACUACUUCCGCCUCUCCUUCGCCGCCCGCGCCGCCGCCAACGACCCCGAGAAGAACCCCCCCGCCGGCGCCGUCCCCGGCGUCCCCAACCCCGCUACCGAGCUCCAGACCGGCCUCCCUCCGCCGUCCCAACCCCAGCCCGACCAGCACCAGUGGGGCCAGCCGCCGCAGUCGGUCUACCCCGUGCAGCAGCCCCCCGCCGGCGCUCCCCCGUUCCAGCAGGGUCCCGUGUACGACCCCUACGCGCCGCAGAACGCCGUCUACGGGGGCGCGGCGGGCACGUAUCCGCCCCAGCAGCCGUACAUCCCUACGGGCACGCCGGCCCCCGGCCAGCACUACACUCCGCAGGGCACGCCAGCGCCGGGGCCGGUCUACCAGCCGCCGGCCCAGUAG
Molecule: messenger RNA, 897 nt
Organism: Durotheca rogersii
Lineage: Eukaryota; Fungi; Ascomycota; Sordariomycetes; Xylariales; Xylariaceae
Exons: 2
Coding region: 1-897 (298 amino acids)
Cellular component (GO): membrane
Source: RefSeq, a predicted model, not a curated record